AUGAAUCCGUCGCGCCCUGGAGGGUAUGGUGCGCGGUCAGGCCGGUACGGAGGGGCAGCAGGAACCCCCGCGGGCGCGGGCAAGGGGCCCGGCGGACCGUCGUCGCGCAGCAAUGCGGCGCUGCAGGCGCAGCAGAGGCUCCGCGCGCUCAUGUCGAACACGUCAGACGAAUCCCAAGACGACUACAGCAGCCAGGUGCGCGCGCUGUCUGCGUGUGCGCGCGGGUCGUCCGGCGGGGGAAUGCGCCAGCCCCCCACUGGGGGCGCUAUGGGGCGCACGCGGCCAGCAGGGGGCGGAUAUGACGCGCCCGACCCCAUGGGGGACCCGUACCGAGGGGGGGGGCGGCAUGGGCGGAUACGACAUGGGACGACGCCCUCCUCCGCGCCUCGUUUCACCCCUCUGCACCGCCCUCGUCGCUCUGGCAGGGAUACAGUAGCGUCCCGGCAGGAGAUGGAGAGCAUCAAGCGCGAAUCAGCCAAGCUCAAGGACGAUGUAAGAGCAGCCUAUCUCCUUUCCCAAGCCACCAUGGCUUCCACUCCUACAGCAACCACUUCUCGUACGCCACCCUCAGAGUCUCCUGGUAGUUCCGCUGGUGGGACCUCUUCUAGUACGUCUUUGGUCUGCAUGGACAGCAAGCACGCAGUCUACCGUCACUUCAAGGUGCCGGCCAAUAGCGUUGGCGAGAACGGCACCAAGGUGUGUGCCUACUGCAACUUCACGUUUGUUGGCGGGGUUCACCGUCGCGCGCAGCAUAUCACCAGCUGGAACGGCAUGCGCCGUCGCGAAGUGCAUCUCUGCACUGCAGCGCCGAAGACUGCACGUGACGCCGUGAAGGCGCUUUACGAGUCCAAGUUGAAGGCCCGUGAAGCGAAGCGUGCGGCUGAAAUUGCGGCGGUCGGCGCAGUCAACGGCAGAGGUUCGGACAAGAAGAAGAGUCGGAUGACCGACUUCUACGGCGACGACGCCGCGUGCGCGAACCAAGCUGCGGACGAGGCCAUAAGCCUCUUCUUUGCCGCUCUUCAUGUGCCGGAGCAUCACGCGGACCACCCACUGUGGCGGAAUGUGGUCUCCAGCAUCCAGCGCGCGGGGCCGAAUUACGUCGCGCCGAAGAGACGCUACAUCGGUGGCGCCGGUCUUGCAAAGUGUCGCCAGCGCAUUGAGGCGGCGCUUGCUCCUAUCUCAGCAAGCUGGCACCGUGACGGUGUCACCGUGGCAAGCGACAUGUUCUCCGACAAGACCGGCCGCCCGCAAGCCAACGUGCUCCUCAUCAACGAUAGCGGUGCGGUGUUUGUGGAGUCGAUCGACACGAACAUGGAGAUGAAGACCGGGGGCUACAUCGCGGGCACCUUGCGGCCCAUCAUUGAAAAGGUCGGCCCCGAGAAUGUCGUCGCCUUGUGUUUUGACGGCGGCUCCAACUACGCGGCGGCAUGCAGGGUGUUGAUGCGCGAGUAUCCCCACAUUGAACACAUCCCUUGCGCGACCCAUGUCCUCGAUCUCCUGAUGGAGGACAUCGGGAAAAAGGGAUGGGCGAAGGACAUCACCACGCGCGGGGACACCCUCAUCUCGUUCGUCCGCAACCAUCACUUCACCCGGGGAUACAUGCGGAGUCCGCUCGUGAACGGCGGCAAGGGGAAACAGGUUCUCAAGCCCGCGGGAACCCGAUUCGGCACCAACUACAUCGCCAUCAACCGCCUCUGUGAAGUGCGCGCCGGCCUGACGCAGAUGGUCCUCAGCGAUGAGUGGGUCGAGUGGACUGCGGCUGCAGACAGGGCUGGGGCAGACACAUUCAAAGACAACAUCCUCGAUGCCGCGUGGUGGACGCGCGCCGAGUUCUUCGCUAAGCUGAUGAGGCUGCCAUUCGUCGUCAUGCGCAAGACUGACUCGGAUUCGAAGGGCAUGAUGGGUCGUCUCUACGACCUCAUGCUCCAGCUCACCGAGGACAUCCGCGACUUCCUCGACGAGCAUGCGGAAGGGGUCCUGACAAGCGACGAGGUGGGGGAUAUUCGGGAGAUCGUGCAGGACCGCUGGGACAACGGGCUGGCGUGCAACCUGCACGUGAUUGGCCGCAUCCUCUACCCCACCAACCAGGAAGAGUGCAUUUUCCGCACCGACCUGGAGUGCACGAGGGUCUUCAAGCAGUACGUCUCCAAGCACCAUGGUGACAAGACGGUCAUCAGGAAGGACGGGGUCGAGCGCCGCGCCUCUCUCGUCAUCCAGGAAGGCCUCAAUGCCUUCCUGAACCUCCAACGCAGCUUCGGCAUGCCCGACGCUAUUGCCGACCGCUAG
Closterium sp. NIES-65 is the source of this 2286-nucleotide messenger RNA. NCBI's taxonomy places the organism in Eukaryota, Viridiplantae, Streptophyta, Zygnematophyceae, Desmidiales, Closteriaceae. The record is from the annotation of a GenBank genome assembly.